Messenger RNA from Pongo pygmaeus (Bornean orangutan), 5589 nucleotides. Its product is annotated as elongin-A3. The transcript has a single exon. NCBI's taxonomy places the organism in Eukaryota, Metazoa, Chordata, Mammalia, Primates, Hominidae. The record is from RefSeq and is a predicted model, not a curated record. Gene Ontology annotation, biological process: transcription elongation by RNA polymerase II. Bases 805 to 2520 code for a protein of 571 amino acids. Gene Ontology annotation, cellular component: nucleus; elongin complex.
CAUUUUUCUCCCUUAAUCCCACUUUUCUACGAAUGUUUCCAAGUCCCCUCACACGACGGCAAUCCCAGGUAAAGAGUUGUCCUCCUCUGUUGGUUCUCCUUCCUACGAUUUUGUCUUGCGGUGUUGUUAUUUUCGCUUUUACUCCCAAGGGGAUUCUGUCUGUGUCUUUGGGAAUCCACAGAUGCGGGGGCUGGGAACAAGGAGGGCCAACGGUAGAACUCAGUGGGGUGUGUCCAGGCUGCAAUUAACCUAAUGAACCUGCCGGGCACAGCAGUCCACCUGGCGUGGACCGUCCCGAUUGGCUGCGUUGGGCUGACGGAAUGAAUUCGUAUUGGGGCGGGGCUGCCCAAGGCCCAAGGGGGUCAGGGCUUGAGUCCUGGGUGGGCCCGGGGCUGGCUAUAUAAGGCCGGGCUCUGGCAGCCCAGCUGCAUUCCGCCUCGGACGGCGCAGCGCAGAGGUCACUCCAGGCUGCGGCUCCACAUCCCGAGGGACAGAAGCGGGCCUGCUCAGCUGUCUGCAAGGACCGGCGUUCCAGACCAAGUGGCCCGCUGCUCCGAGGACCCAGCUCGCUCCAGGUUGUGGGGACUCCACGCCCCGAGGCCUGCGGUCCGCGAGGACCAGCGCCCCGGAACCAGUGGCCCACUGCUCCGAGGACCGAGCUCGCGCCAGGCUGUGACUCCACAUCCCGAGGUCGCUGCCUGGCGACCGGGCAGCGAGGACCGGCCACCCCAGACUUCGUGUCCCGCCGCCCCGAGGACAGAGCCGCGAACGCGAGGACAGCGACGCCUGCACAGCUCUGCUGAGAUGGCGGCAGGCUCCACUACGCUGCGCGCAGUGCAGAAGCUGCAGGUGCGUCUGGCCACGAAGACGAACCCAAAAAAGCUGGAGAAAUAUUUGCAGAAACUCUCCGCCCUGCCCAUGACGGCAGACAUCCUGGCGGAGACUGGAAUCAGAAAGACGGUGAAGCGCCUGCGGAAGCACCAGCACGUGGGCGACUUUGCCAGAGACUUAGCGGCCCGGUGGAAGAAGCUGGUGCUUGUGGACCGAAACACCGGGCCUGACCCACAGGACGCUGAGGACAGCGCUUCCCGACAGCGCCUCGGGGAGGCUCUCCAGGACCAGGAAAAGGCCUGGGGCUUCCCAGAAAACGCGACGGCCCCCAGGAGCCCAUCUCACAGCCCUCAGCACGGACGGACAGCACGCAGAACACCUCCGGGACAACAGAGACCUCACCCGAGGUCUCCCAGUCGCGAGCCCAGAGCCGAGAGAAAGCGCCCCAGAACGGCCCCAGCUGAUUCCGGCCCCCGUCGGGACCCUCCAACGCGCACCGCUCCCCUCCCGACGCCCGAGGGCCCUGAGCCCGCUGUGCCCGGGAAGCAACCCGGAAGAGGCCACGCUCACGCCGCUCAGGGCGGGCCUCUGCCGGGUCCGGGCUGCCAGGGCCAACCUCAGGGGGAAGCGGUGGCGAGCCACAGCAAGGGGCGCAAAUCGUCCCGCUGGGCUUCGGCUCACAAAUCGCCUCCUGUCCAGGAAAGCCAGUCAGAGAGGCUGCAGGCGGCCGGCGCUGAUUCCGCCGGGCCGAAAACGGUGCCCAGCCUUCUCUUCGCAGAGCUCUGGGACCCCUCAGCGGCCUGGAUGCAGGCCAACUACGAUCUGCUGUCCGCUUUUGAGGCCAUGACCUCCCAGGCAGAGCCAGAAGCACUCUCCGCGCCAACGUUCCAGGAGGAAGCCGCUUUCCCUGGACGCAGAGUGAAUGCUAGGCUGCAGGUGUACUCGGGCUCCAGGCCUGCCUGCCAGCUCCAGGUGCUGACGCUGCGCCAGCAGUGCCUCCCGGUGCUUAGAAACAAUCCGGACGCCCUCGGCGACGUGGGAGGGGUCGCCUACUCGGUUCUUGAACCCGUUCCGGAAGGGUGGACGCCUGAUCAGCUGUAUCGCACAGAGAAAGACAACCACGCACUCGCUCGAGAGACAGAUGAAUUAUGGAGGAUUCAUUGUCUCCAGGACUUCAAGGGAGAAAAGCCGCGGGAGCACGAGUCUUGGCGGGAGCUGUACCUGCGGCUUCGCGACGCCCGAGAGCAGCGGCUGCGAGUAGUGACCACGAAAAUCCGAUCUGCACUUGAAAACAAACCCAGCGGCCGACAGACAAAGAUGAUCUGUUUCAACUCUGUGGCCAAGACGCCUUAUGAUGCUUCCAGGAGGGAAGAGAAGUCUGCAGGAGCCGCUGACCCCGGAAACGGGGAGAUCAAGCCAGCCCCCCAGCCCGCAGGAAGCAGCCAGGCUGCCUCCGGCCUCGGGGACGGCGGCGGCGGCGGCGGCGGCGGCGGCGGCAGCAGCAGCAGCAGCAGCAGCAGCAGCAACGUCCUUCACGGGCCCCCUGAGAAGCGGGCCAACCCCUGCCUGAGCAGCAGCAAUGAGCACGCGGCGCCCGCGGCCAAGACCCGGAAACAGGCUGCCAAGAAAGUGGCCCCGCUGAUGGCCAAGGCAGUUCGAGACUACAAGAGAAGAUUCUCCCGACGAUAAACUCAGGACUUGCCUUACACAUAAAAUCUGGGGGGAGGAGGACCAAUGCAAAGUCAACGCGGGUUGGGGAACGAAACUUCCAAUGGACACCAGGACCCUUGGCUGGGUGCAAAGUUGAGCCUCUGAAUUCUGCAGGUGUCAAGCGCUGGCCCUGUGAUUUUUGCCUCCCACACCCGGCCACUGCCUCCCUGCUUGGAGGACACCUCAGAAUUCAGAAGAUAUUAUGAACGCGUUCGGAUCAACUCUGCUUUGGUGGUUCACCGACCGUUUUUUAAACAACGCCCUAGUUGCCAUCAUAAAUCAGGUACGAGAUGUGAGAGUCCCUUUUGCCGUUUGUUCUCUCUUCUGAAAUCAUGGAGCACACAGGGACUUCUUAGACACAAACUCUCAAUCCAUCAGUUGACACUGAUAACUCCGACUACGCAAAAUGUCUUGUUACUGUUGUUGUUUUCUUUUAGAUAAAAGGCCGGGCAUGAUCCUCUAAUCGUGAGCCAUCCUCCUCCGGGAGGCCGAGGAAAGCAGAUCGCUUGAGCCCAGGAGGUGGGGACCAGGCUGGGCCAAACGGAGAAGCCCCGUCUCCACAAAAGAUACCAAAAUUAGCCCGGCGUGGUGGCACGGCCCCUGUGGUCCCAGCUCCUUAAAGGGCUGAGGUGGCAGGAUCGCCUGAGCUGGCCAAGCGGAGGUUGCGGUGACCCUUCCUCAUUCCACUGCACUCCAGCCUGGAUGACACAACCAGAGCACACCUCAAAGAAAACUGCUGUUUGUUUGAAGAAAGGAACUCUUGGCUUUCAUACAUAAAUGCUAACAACUGGUACGUUCCUUAAGUCAAAACACUUUUACUAGAGUCAUUCCCAAUCUUUUCACCCAGAACCCCUGUGAAAGAAUGGCGACACCUUAAUCAGCUUAUUUAGGUUCUCGAUCAGGAAGUCUAAACCUGCCAACCAGAGUUUCUAAUUCCCAUGAGAUGACCGGGUUAACUACCUUGACUUCACCUCCUACCAGCUCCUGCAAGCUUUGGUGAACGUUUGCCUUCUAACUCAGGGCAUUUGUUGGCUUCACGCGGGCUGGUAGUCACAGGUCCGUGUGCCAGAUACGACACACACACAUACACACAAACAAAGACACACACACAAACGCACACACACACGCGCGCGCACACACACAAACACGCACGCGCACACACCCCCCCCCCCCCCCAUUAAGUAAACCUCGUUCUUAGGCGUUACCGACAGUGAGGGGUAGAGAGAGAAAUACAAAGACAUAAGCCGCAAGGCAAAACCGAGCAAGGGCAGCAGAAGAGAUCAAAGUCCUGUACCCUGGGCUGUCAGCAGCAUGGGGGCUGGGAAGCUCCUGGAAGCAGGCACCUGAGUGGAUGCCGGUGCACGUCAAAGGAGGCCUUCAAGCCUGAAGAACACGGAAGGAGCCAGAAACGGGGUGCCACAGAGAUGCUACCCUUAAGGAAGACAGAAAAGCAUCCGUUCCGGGGAAGGGGACAUAAUCCAGUCAGCGACCGCGUAAAACUCAGACAUGUCCGGGCACGGUGACUCGCGCCUGUAUUCCCGUGGCUUUGGGAGGUCGAGGCCGGCGGACCACCUGAGGUCAGGAGUUGCAGACCAGCCUGACCAACCUGAGGAUAUCCCGUCUCUUCUAAAAAGACGAAACUCGGUUGGGCUUGCUGGCGAGCGCCUGUAAUCCCAGCUACUCAGGGGGCUGAGACAGGAGAAUCGCUUGAACCCGGGAGGCGGGGUUUGCGGUGAGCCCAGAUCCCACCACUGCGCUCCAGGCUGGACAACAGAAGCCAAACUCCGUCUCAAAAUUGAAAAACAAAACCUCAGAAAACCUUCCCCAGCAAGGGCCAGAGACAACGCCCGUCCCUAUUUCUUGACAGCAAUUCAAGAGAGAAUCUCAGGUGGCCUGCAAAACUCACAAGAGAGCAGAAUAUCCUCCCCAAGGCAGAGAAGCCACACGCUCUCUCUGGAGGAGGUGGAGUGGCCACCGAUCACCCUGCAGCCCCUCCCCACUCCCAGCCAGAAACCCCAGUCCCUCGGAACCAAAUUGUUUUCCACUGGCAACAACCUUCCUUCCUGGAAAAUCGUUUCCCCUGCCGAAAUGGAGAACAAGCACGAAACAAGCAAACACAACUCAAAACACAAACACAAGGAAGCAAUCCGAGCAAGCUCUAGCUCCUCAUAGCUCAUCGAUGCCCCCACUGGCGUGCUACUGAAAACAGCGGCUGCACCCAUUAAACUCAUUCAUUACUGGAGAACGAGACAGACCUCAGCAGAUCCCUGCUCCCACUGCGACACACCCGCUCCAAAAGACAGAAAGGAAACAACCCCCACACAACACAUAAACCUGCCCCAGAAUAGAAUUCAGCAUCAACCUAAGGAUCCUGCUGUAACAUUGCUACACUGACCCAGGACAGCUCAAUUCUCUUCCCACCUAUUUACAAAACAAUCCUCAUUCUGGGAGCUCCGGAAGCAUGGCCAGUAUUGCACUAGGAUCCUCUUCGUGAGGUAGCCGGAAGUCUGGAAACACAGCAAAUUUACCUAUUUCUCUACACAACACGGAGGGUAAUUCUCAGAAAAGGCUUAACACCCGAAUCCUCAUACUUCAAAUGGUUGUGUUUUCCCCAUUCGGACUGAAAGGUGAGAGUGGAACUCGGCUGCCCAAACCGUGGCGCCGAUAUCAGCUGCAGGCCAGAGCAAGCCUUUCCGAGGAGAUUUUAAACAACCGGUGGGAGCAAGAUCCUGAAGCAUUUCUUCCAAGAUUGGCAGCAGGAGACGAAACCUGGCUCUACCCGGCAGGAUCCUGAAGACCAAGCACGAAGCCGUGGCUAGCAAGAGGUGGCAGUGCUCCAGCCGAAGCCACAGAGGAGCAGUCAAGAGCGGAGGUCAUGGCCACCGUUUGGGGGGGGAUGCCAGAGGGAUUCUCCUCGUUGGCUUUCUGGAGGGCCAAACCCUGAUCACAUCUGCUCACUGGCAGAGCCUUUUCAGAGAGUUAGCCAAAGCUGGAGCGGAGAAGGUCCCCACCAGAGAGUUCUUCUCCACCACGACAACGUUCCUGCUC